UUUACAAGUGCGACAAAGAGGCAACACGUCGAACGUGGUUCGCGGUAGGCCCUCUGGCUUCGGUAACUGUGCGUAAUGACACUUUUCCUCAGCAAUAAGCUACAAUUAGCACCUUAUGGGUGUUUGGCUCCUUGGUUUAAGUCAAAUGUAGAACCUUCCUAUAAACAUUUAGCAUCUAACACAUAAAUACUCAAAUAUAAAAUUGAUUUUAGCGCAAUGCGUUUUCUUUGAUUAAACAUUGGACAUGUGAGCUUAUUUUGAAAGAAAAUUAAGGGGUAGUGGCUUUUUGAUAGGCGUACGAUAUUUUUUUCAUCGGUACGAUAAUUUCGACACUGAAAUACUAUAAUUAUAUUCUGCUCACCUGGCAACACUGAUAGAAACUGUCAAGCAAUCAAGCAGGUCUUGUCAACGCUGCAUCGAUGUGCAUUGCAAGCAAAUUAAUGUAAUUUUCUCUAUAAAUAAUUUCAAUUUUAGCAUUCCAAAUGGAGGUCCUAGUCGCUAACGUAGAUCAUAUUAAAUUCGACAUAGAUUUUGCAUUAGACGAGCAAUAUGGAGCUUUACCGCUACCGUUUCCCGGAAUGGACAAGUCCACGGCCGCGGUAUGCGAAUUUUACAGUCAACCCAAUGGAUGUACAAAUGGACCUCAAUGUCCUUACAGACACGUCCGUGGCGACCGCACGGUGGUUUGCAAGCAUUGGCUGCGCGGCCUGUGCAAGAAGGGCGACCAGUGCGAGUUCCUUCACGAGUAUGACAUGUCCAAAAUGCCAGAGUGCUACUUCUACGCGCGCUUUAAUGCCUGCCACAAUAAGGAGUGCCCGUUUCUGCAUAUAGACCCGGAGAGCAAGAUCAAAGACUGUCCCUGGUACGACCGCGGCUUCUGCCGGCACGGGCCGCACUGCCGGCACCGCCACGUGCGCCGCGUGCUCUGCACCAACUACCUGGCCGGGCUCUGCCCCGAAGGGCCCUCCUGCAAGUACAUGCACCCGCGCUUCGAGCUGCCUGCUCCACCGGAGCAAACUAAGGAUGCUAAGAGAUUGCCUGUUUGUCAUUAUUGUUCUGAAGUCGGACAUAAGGCGUCAUCGUGUAACAAGAUACCGCCAGAGCAACGCGAAGCAGCCCAACGCCAAGAAGAAGCCCGGUACCGAGCGCUCGGCUACAUCAAGCCGGCCAACGAGAACGAGAACUCGGAGAGCCCCCGCCUGCAGCGCAUGAUGCACAAGCCCCUGGAGGAAGUCACCUGCUUUAAGUGCGGCACGAAGGGACAUUAUGCCAACCGGUGCCCGAAGGGGCAUCUCGCUUUCUUGUCAAGUCAGAAUCAAAAUCAGCAGAACCAAAACCAGUGGCUUAGGGAUAAACAGCAGCAACAGCAACAGCCGCCGCAGCAGCAGUGAUAGUUUUAAGCUUUAGUUUUAAUUAAGUGACAUGGAAAUUAAGAUGAAUGUAGUCGCGUUUUUGACGAUAAAGGGGUUAUUGUUAGAGUCAGACCAAAAUAAGUUGGCAACGAUUUUGACAGCCCAGACAGUGCAAGUGUUAUUUGAGAUGUCAAACCUCUAUGAAAUUAUGGCGUUUACUUAACAUUUGCACAGACUGGCCUCUCAAAAUCGCUAGGUCGGAUUCUAUUAUUACAUCUAUGCUCUUCAGUGCCGGAUUAACCAUUAAGCAAAAUAAGCACUUGCUUAGGGCACCACGUCUAGGGGGGCACCAAAAUCGUAGGAAAAAAGGGCAGGCUGCAGCCGUAGUGUAGUACUUAUGUACACGAAACUAUUUAAUACAUGUGCAAGUAGGUACCCAUCUAAUAACGAAGGGUCGUAAGAGAGUGAGGACAUGUAAGCAUAUCUCCAACCUUACGCGGAGGCCCUGAAAGCUCAUGGCCAAAAAAAAAAUCUUACCGUCGGGCUUGUGCCCAACCGAUUUUCUCGACGUAGAUUACCCAUUUUGUAGCGUAUUUUACUCUCUUGCAUGCAAGAUGUGUCGGCCAGGCCGAGUUGGUGCAGAGCCGCGAUGCUGCGACCUAAUUGUCAAAGUGUUAUAAAGGGCCCCUCGAAGGCCGAAAACCAAAAGCAUCUUAUGAAGUUGCGCUUUCGAGUUAAGCCAAAGGCCGAGCAGUAGGAGAACUGUGAUUACAUAGGUUCGAUUUCAAGCCACUCUUUUGCAGUUCGGCGUUAGGUCUUAUGCGACGCUACUUUAUGCAAACUGCCUCACUUUCACUUGGCCAUGGAUCCAAAUCCAAGCUGUCCUCUCUCUCAGCUGGGUUUCCUGCCUUGCUCACACCUCGCCAUUGGUUGUAUUGUAUGAUAACGCUCCGCGCUCGGACGCUCCGGACGCCAAGCCAUUCAUACCUCGCCAUUGGUCAAAUUCAAGCCUUGCUUUUGUCCAGCUCGACCUUUGGCCUCAUCCGUAAGCGCCGAUUGAACGCUCCGCGCGUUCAGCCUUAUGAAAAGCUCAGCCUUAGACUUUGCCUUUAAAAACACUGAUUUAAACUUUCACGAUUUAGACCAAUCAAAUUAGAUCCAAAAAUAGCGUUUUGAGGAAUUAAUUCACAGCAAGCUGGAAAUUGUUUUGAUACUUUCAUUUGGUCCUAAAUGCAUGUAAUCCGAGUUCGCUCCAUCCCAGGAGGUGUGCAUACAUUUUGGUAUCCUUAGGAGAUAUUUUUUCCUUUGGAUUACCAAACCACUCCAUGUAGAGGAACCCACUAUCAAUUACAAUAGCGCUUGGUGGAUUAGACAAUGGUAAGAAGGCGUUUUCGGAUUAUUAACAUAAUUUGAGCAAAAAAAAAAAAAAUGUUGACCAUUUUUACAAUUUAUACGAAUACAUAUAUUAUUAUAUAUUAUUACCUUAAAUCAAUCAAUCAAUAUAUUUUAUUGCAAGAACAUAGUUAAAUUACAUUUCGGAUCCUCAGAUAUCAAUUAGAACAAACUGUCCGUCGGACUUACCGUUUUCGAUUUACAAGCAAAAAAACUGAAAAAGAGGAAACAUUUAUGCACACCUCCUGGGAUGGAGCAAACUUGGAUUACACGCGUUACGAGUAUUAGGAACAAAUUCGAAAAAAUCUAAUUUUAUUGGCCUAAUUGUGACACAUUAUUAUUUAAGAAAACUUUUUAAAAUUACCUCCAACCUCAAGAUAAUGAUGUCUACUUUACCGUCUUCUCCGAGACCAUGGGUACAACGCCGUCCUUGAAACGUCGCGUCGGGUCAGAGGUAAUUUUAUAACUUACCCUAUUAAGUUCCGUUGUCGUAAACAAUAAUUUGCUAUUUAAGACACUUGUGGCCUUGUUCUGACAAGAACCAAUGGCCAAUGGCUAAGCCCCUACAGAAGCUCGGCCUUUGCCCUCACAUGAAUGAGUUUCGCAGGAAAGCUCUAGGUAGAGGUCGCAAAACCCUGUGCGGAGUUCGGCCUAUGUCUUGCGUCUUCGCUUACACUAGGACAUUGGUUGGUUCGGCCUCUGGCCUUAUGUGAAGAACGGUCUUCGAAUUUGCUUACACUUGACCUUACUUACUGUUGGAACAUUACUGCUGCAGUACUAUCAAUUUCCGUGAUAAAAUGAUGUGAUGGAUUGAAAAUUAUAUUCUCAGCUGUAAUGCAGCAAUAAACGGCACUCAAUAUACCAAGAAAAUUCAAUGUAAUCUUGGUGAGGGGGCACCAUGGUCUAGAAAUGCUUAGGGCAUCAACAUAUCUUAAUCCGGCACUGAUGCUCUUUCACACUUUCUACUAAGAGAGACAAAGAAAGGAUGAUGAACUAGGAAAGGAAGGAUGUUGUUUCUUUUUCCCUCUUAGUAGAAAGUGCCUGGCAAAAGGCUAGACCUUAUCCACUUAACCCUUUGAACGCCACGCCUUUUGUGUGCGGUGUGUCAACCUGAACCUUAUCAGAAUGCAUGAAGGUUGAUAUUGAGCCGUAGCCGCGCCG
Molecule: messenger RNA, 3905 nt
Organism: Cydia pomonella (codling moth)
Lineage: Eukaryota; Metazoa; Arthropoda; Insecta; Lepidoptera; Tortricidae
Gene: Clp
Product: cleavage and polyadenylation specificity factor subunit 4
Exons: 4
Coding region: 483-1391 (302 amino acids)
Molecular function (GO): zinc ion binding; RNA binding
Source: RefSeq, a predicted model, not a curated record